GUAGGGAUUGUUUUUCAAAAUAGCUUAGCUAGCUGCAUAGCUAGCUGAAGUAUCUUAUAUACUACGUUAUUAUCAUUCACUUUUAUAACGCACCAUAAUUUAAAUAAAUGUGAAUAUUAAACUUCUAGCAGAGUCAUGAAUGGGAGUACAAAUCCGCUCUUGGACAAAGAAGAACAUGUUUUGAAGCUCGGAGAGAGCUUUGAGAAGAGGCCAAAAUCAUCAUUUCACACCAUCAGAUAUGAUUUCAAACCAGCUUCAAUUGACACAAGCUGCGAGGGAGAGUUGCAAGUCGGUAAAGGAGAGGAAGUCACCAUCACAUUACCUCACAUUCCAGUAAGAGGCUCUACACCACCCAUGACAGUAUUCAAAGGGAAUAAGCGGCCAUAUCAGAAAGACUGUGUUCUUAUCAUCAAUCAUGACACUGGGGAGUACAUGCUGGAGAAGUUGAGCAGCAGUAUCCAGGUCAAGAAAACCAGAGCGGAGGGCAGCAGUAAGAUCCAGGCCAGGAUUGAGCAACAGUCGGUGCGUGCCACUGCCACCCAGCCUCCAGCGCAGUUCCGUGCCCCCACUAAGCCUGGUGCAGGGGCCAAGACCUCCCCCUCCCCUUCCAAGGACAACCCCUCCCCUGAGCCCCAGCUAGAUGACAUCAAGAGAGAGCUGCGAGCGGAGGUGGAUGUUAUUGAACAAAUGAGCAGCAGUAGCGGCAGCAGCUCAUCUGACUCUGCCAGUGGCUCUGGUAGUGGGGACGACAGCUCCAGCAGUGAUGGGGAGCAUGACGCCCCUCAUCCCCAACCUGUCCCACUCCCUCUCCCCCACAUCCAGUCCUCCCCCAACCCCGUGGUCAACGGAGGAGCAGACAGGCAACAGGGCAGCAACCAGCUGAUGAACACGCUCAGGAAUGACCUCCAGUUGAGCGAGUCAGGCAGCGACAGUGGUGACGACUGAACUGCCCCCAGUCUCUCUCCUGCCCUCUCUUUCUACCUCUCAUUAUUACACCAUCUUGCUUUCCUUUUUCUUCUCUUUGCCUGGUUCAGUUGUUUUGUUGCUGUGGUAACCGACCCAACUGUAAAGUCUGGUUUUAUUGUAUUUUUGAAUGUCUCUGUGAAGCCAGCGAACCUGGAGAUUUAAUAGUGUAUUUUGGAUUAGCUGUA
Oncorhynchus tshawytscha (Chinook salmon) is the source of this 1151-nucleotide messenger RNA. RefSeq names its product ELL associated factor 1. Gene Ontology annotation, molecular function: transcription elongation factor activity. The transcript has 6 exons. Bases 136 to 945 code for a protein of 269 amino acids. The record is from RefSeq and is a predicted model, not a curated record. Lineage: Eukaryota; Metazoa; Chordata; Actinopteri; Salmoniformes; Salmonidae. Gene Ontology annotation, biological process: regulation of transcription elongation by RNA polymerase II; positive regulation of DNA-templated transcription. Gene Ontology annotation, cellular component: super elongation complex.